Meloidogyne enterolobii is the source of this 1140-nucleotide messenger RNA. The record is from the annotation of a GenBank genome assembly. NCBI's taxonomy places the organism in Eukaryota, Metazoa, Nematoda, Chromadorea, Rhabditida, Meloidogynidae.
AUGCCUUCUUUUAGUAAUGUUAUUAGAGGGCCUUCUUCUUCGAAUAAUAAUUCUCAAAUAAAUAAUGAAGAAGAAAAUAAUAACAAUAAUUCUUGUGUUCUUCUUCCCCCUCCUCCACCACCUCCACCUGUUAAUAUGCCUAAAAUACCUCCAGUCAACAAUAAUUCUUUAAAGAACCCUUCAACCCCUACUCCCUCUCCAAAUAAAGGAGAAGAUAACCGAAAAAAGAUGUUAGCAGAAAUUCGUCUUGGAGUAGCUUUAAGACAUGUAGAUACUGUUGAUAAAGGAGCACCAGCAAUUGAAUUGGACGAAAAUGAACGUCAACAAUUAUUGAGAGCUACAACACCUAAUGAUUCUCUUGAUAGCCAAGGUAAAAGUCCAAGUCCUUCUUCCCUAACUACAACAACAUCAAGUAGCAAUUCCUCUUCUCCUUCCCAAUAUUUACAACCAAAUAUUAAUGGACAAAAUCAACAAAAUUCACGUUCACCUUCACCUCUUAUUAAUCAACAACAACCUAAAAAACAAUGGAAAUGGGCUGAAGUUAAAACAGAAGCAGAAAAAAGAGAAGAAGCAAUUACACAUGGAAGGCAAAAUAGUGACUACCAAUUUGAUGAUAAAAAACAAAUAGAAGAACGACAAAAAGAAGUUGCUGCCCUUUCUGGCACUGGAGGGGCUCAAUCAAAAAUUGCCGCUUUUAAGCAGUUACAGGCUUCUAGUAGCCCUUCUUCGGCAUAUUGUACAUUACCUAGAAUAUCAAAAAAUGGAGUUGGGGCAAAAUGGGAACAAAAACAAGAAAAUGGAAAAGUUGACGGUACAAAGACAAUUAAUGGUUCAACAACAACAACAAAAAAUAAUUAUAAUUUAAAUUCUAAUGGAAUAUCUAAAACAAACGGCCACCACCCUCCUCCUCCUCCUCCUUCCCUCCAACAACAACAAAAUAAACAACCUCAAAAAAUUACCCCCCAAAAUUUAAAAAAACAAGUUCAACAACAACAGCAACAAACAAAAACAAACGAAAAUAAUAUUUCCAAAACUUCGAGUUUAGCAGAAAAAUGGCAAAAACAACAAGAAACCCAGAAACCCAAAAUAAAUAAACCUGCAUUUAUUCAAUGCCAAACAUUACAAAGGUCUAACAGGUAA